GAAAGAAUCUGUUUAAGACAAGGUGAAAGGAGGAGAAAAAGUGUCCCGACAGCUGCAGCGAGGGAGGGAGGAGGCUAAAACAAAACAGAGCUGUACAGAGGUGAACCCAAGAGAAGAGCGAAAGCAAUGUGAAAGGAGGAGAGACGGCUGCCGUUGAGUCAGAGUCAUUAUCUCGAUACUAAAAGACAGAGCGCUGGCUGGAUAGAAGAAAGGGAUUUAUGAAGUAAAGUGAUUUGAAGUGGAGAUGACUCUAACAAAGAUUCUGGCUGCUGUUUUGGGCUUCUACGCUCUGUCCUCCUGCGACUCUGCAGACAACACCACCAGACCACCGGCCACCAUCAUCACAACAGCUGAUUUCUCUCAGGCAAGAGUAUUCAAUGAGGAGAUUGUCAGAGGACGAGGGGACACUCCAGACAUCUUAGAACCUGAACCCACCACUGCUGUCUCGGACAUGGAGAGCACAUACAACUACAUCUUGUCUAGACUGGCAGCGAUGGAUCAGGCUAUCCACAGGCUUAACGUGGGGCAUUACACUUUGGACAUUAAAGUGACGCAGCUGCUGGAAAAAGUGUCGCGCCUUGACAAUAGACAAGGUGACACUGAGGACGCCAUUCAGCAAGUCUCGUCCUACUGCAAGGACAAUCGCAAGGAGAUUGGACGCCUAGAGGGCUGCCAGAAAGGUCGUAAAAUAGGUUACAAAUGUGUUUUGGCAAACCGUGUGUAUGAGACCUACGCAGAUGCGUCCAAGAAAUGUCAAGAGCGUGGAGGACGCAUGGCCAUGCCACGAGAUCGCAAAGAGCAGGAAGCUCUGGCUGAAUAUGUGAAAUCUGUAUUCCAUGGAAACUGGCCUGUGUGGCUCGGGAUAAACGACGAGCGCUCCGAAGGCCUCUACCUGUUCGAGGACACGACACGUGUCACUUACUUUCAAUGGAGGAAGCACUUCCUAUCAAGUCAGCCAGAUGGCGGGAAACGGGAGAACUGUGUAGCCAUGUCCUCAGAUGACGGAGACUGGUGGGACACCUACUGUGAAAGACGCAUGUAUUAUCUGUGCGAGUUUGAUGUUUGAUAAAGUCCCAUGUGAUUUCUUUUUAUCUUUCAAGUCCAGCUAUUUACUGUUAUAAGGAUAGCUAUUGCACAACUAAAUUUAAAAUGCAUUACUUUUGCAACUGGACGUUGGAGCAGGACAUAUCUAGGGUUUAUCCUCCCCACUGAAGCCAAAUGCAAUUCUAUAGGUUGAAACACCUUCAUUCUCAGCCAAAAUUAUUCCCUCUAUUAAAAGGACAGCUCACCUGUAUAUUUUCAAAACCUAUUUAAGUUCCUUCUUCUGUUCAAGUUAUUUUGACUUCCUAUUGAUCUCUAUGGUAUGUUUUGUUCCUAUGAUGGAAGACAAUGGGAAACAACAACCAGUAAUUCAGUAGAUAUCUUCCUUUGUGUUAAACAGAAGAAACUCAUAAAGGUUAAUGAGGGAGAGUAAAUGAUGAGGUAAUUAUCAGUUUUGGGUGAACUAUCCUUUUAAUAAUACAAAUCUUAUAAAUAAAUCUUUAAAAAUAAAUAUUGUGUAACACAUUGCUGAAGCUUAAAAAAAGUUACAAAUUUCCAUUUAUUUUUUUAUUUUUAUUUUCAGUUAGCAUUUCCCUUAUAGAAAAAAAAAAUGAAGUCUAAAUCUUAAAAUCACACGUGAAACACCCACAUUUUUGGAACAUUUUCAUGUGGAAAAAAGUGAUGACAUGAUCACAGUCCUUGUUUCCUUGUUUACAAAAACCUUCCAACACAACAUGUUUCAUGUGGGUUUCACAUGUGUUUCAUGUCAUUUUCAUUUGAAGCUUAUCCGAUGAUUGUGGUUUUUCUCUAAGGGUUGGUUAACAGGCUAAAAACGUAGCCUACUAGUUCAACAGCAUUAAGAAAGGCUCUUUUGAUUUCAUAUAGAACACAAUAUUCUAAAAUGCUUUUUUUGAAUGGGUAUUGCAGGUUACUUUUCAGAAGGAUCGGACAACAGAGUAUAUAUAAUGCAUUUAUUUUCUAAACGUUUGUGCAUUUACACAGUACAAUAGCCUAUAGAUGGCUUUAAAAGUAAUAUAGUAAUACAUGGAAUUAUGAUGCUAUUGGGAUGGUGGUUCAUUCCACUGUUGCAACCCUUAAUAAAGGAAAGAAUAAACUAAAGUAAAGUGAGUGAGUAAUGGGAUCUUAAUAGUUCUAACUGGACAAUAACAGUUUACUUGUGUAAAGAUCUGAAAUCGAUGGACCUAUGAUAUUAUUUUGAAACAUAUAAUAUUAAAUAUUUUGUAAAUAGUAUUAAAUAUGUUUGAGGUUCUCGCUUUAUAUUAGUGAGUUUUUAAGACUGUAGAAAUGCGUUUCCUUUUUGUUCCUCUAAAAUAUUCUUAGAUUAUUGCUAUUGUUGUUUCAACUCUGUGAAGUAUUUGAUUUCAAUGCUUAAAUCAGUUGGCCAUGGCUGAAAUAGGUUUGCAGAAAACUGACAUCCAGUAGUGUAUUCAACGGCUCAUAUAAUAGGUAAUUGCAAUCAUUUUUUAGAUCCAUUUUUGUUUUAUUUCCCUUCGUAAACAUUUACCCUUCAUUGUACAUAGUAAAUCAGCUUAACGAGAUUAUUAUGUUUAAUAACCUUCAUUUUUAUUUAACAUCUUUAAAGACAUUGAUGUGGGAUAUAAAGGUCAGUCAGAUCUGGAACUCAACAGAUAAAAUGCUGUGAUGACCUGAGGGUGUACAUUCCCAUCAGAAACGACUCUUCAUAAAUAUAUGACUUUAAGUCAAAUCUUCAUCUAUACAACCUCAGGGGGAGCUGUCUAUCUGUGGAGCCAAGUUAGAGCACACCUUCAACUGUUAACGCCAGUGACAGGGUCUUAUUUCAUAGCUCUUAUUUCCUAUUAAAGGGUUAGUUCACACACAAAAAAAGGAAAUUAUGUUAUUAAUUACUCACCCUCAUGUUGUUCAAAUCCUCUAAGACAUCCGUUCAUCUUCGGAACACAAAUUAAGAUAUUUUAGAUGAAAUCCUGGAGCUCUCUCAUCCUCCAUAGACAGCAAUGGUUCUGUGACGUUCAAAGUUCAGAAAAUACAAUUUUUUCAAAACAUUCCAUGUGACUUCAGUGGUUCACCUGUAAUCUUAAGAAGCUGCAAGAACACUUUUGUGCAUUAAAAAAGGUAAAAACAUGAAAUGGCAACACGUCAUACUGUGGACCCUGACCUGACUUGAUGUCAUAUUUACCAUUUUUUGGCACACAAAAGUGUUCUUGGAGCUUUGUAUAAUUACAGUUGGACCACUGAAGACACAUGGAAUGUUUUGACUGUUUUUGUUUCUUUUUCUGGACUUUAAACAUAUCGAGACCAAUGCGGUCUAUGGAGGAUGUGAGAGCUCCAGGAUAUCAUCUAAAAUAUUUAAUUAAUUCCCAAAAUACCCUGAAAUACUAAUAGCUUCAUGUUUAUUCGCAGUAUAAUAGUAAUGCAUUAACUUCCCAUUUUUACCUUUUUUAAUGCUUAUUUGGUAACACUUUAAAAUAAUAGGCCAUAAUUUAAUGUAUUUACUAACAAUUUGUAACACAUUUAUUAUGAUAUUAAUUAAUCUUUGUUAACAUUUGAUGGCGAAGUUAAAUUUAUUUAAGUUGAAUAACGUUACUUUUUAAAACCAUAAUACUACACAAUGAAAUUUAAGGCUGACUUUAUAGUAUAGAAUUUGCCAAAAAAUAUUAUUAUUAUUAUUAUUAUUAAUAAUAUUAUAGAGCAAAAUCCUAGCAAACUCAGUUUACGCAAGUGAAAUCCCAGCAAACGUUCAUUAUGCAAACAAUAACCCCACGUGUAUUUCAUUGUGCUUCACCAAAGAUUAUAAAUGGACUUUGGUUCCACCUAUGUUGUUCUGCUUGAUGAAAGAUAAAGAGAUUUAAGUAGAUUUCAAAACUGACACAAAGGCUGCAUUCCUAAAUUGCAUACUUCCAUACUAUAUAGUAUACUAAAGCCAGUAUGCGAGCCAAGUAAUUUGUGCGAAUUCAUAGAAGAUGAAAAACAGUAUGCUAGAAGUACCCGGAUGACCUACUACUUCUGGCGAGAUUCUGAAGUGCGCAUCUAAUGCACGCUAUGCUAUCUCAUGAUGCACCGCGAGAGAAUUCAUGAAUAGGAGUGAAGCGACACAAAUGAUGUGGGUAGGUCACGUGAUCAUGACAAAAUGGCGGAUGUAGUAUGUCCGAAUUCCAUUCACACUACUCGCAUUCAUACUGUACAGAACGUAUUAAUCUAACGGUUGAAUAGUAUUGAAUUAAAUGCAGUACCUAUUGAGUAUAAGUCGAUUUUAGAUGCAGCGAAAACAUUUGGGGGGUUGGUUCGAUUGCAUUUUUAAGACCUCUGAAAUGCGGAUUUAAGAGUUAUUAAGGCCCUAUUUUUGUACUAUGGUGUUUAAGACUUUUUAAAGAUCCGUGAACACCCUGUAACAUUAACAAGCACAACUUUGGAUUUUAAUGAUGCAUUAGUAAAUGCUGAACUAUGAUUAAUUAAAGCUUUGCAAGAUUAUUCAUACUUAGUUAAUGUUUGCAUUAAUUAACAUUAGGUAAUGGACCAUUGUUCUAAAGUGUUACCAUUUAUUUUUUUUAGCAAAUGUGUAUUGGAAAAACAACUUUUCCAUUUUAAUUUGAGGGUCUGGAAUCUCCACUUUAUUUUGGCCAUCUAUCUAGCAUAGUAAAUGAAAGAAAACAUCCUACGUCUGGCACAAACAGGAAUGAGUAUACGUUUUCAAGAAAUGGACCUUCUUAUCUAGAUGGCAAGGAAGCAAGAAAAGCAUGAUUUUUAUUUCUCUCCAGGACUUAUUAAUGUGCAUAGUGAGCAGAGACGGUGGCCAGAAUCUGAGUAGCGGAUGGUCUGUCCACAGGGCUUUUACACCGGUAGGAAAAUAUCACUUUACCACCCUGCUCCAGCACAAAAUCGCCACCCAUCUGGGAGAGACAGAGACAGAGAGAGCAUUUAAUCCAUUUUCAAGAGUCCUAGACCUUUUUUUUUUUGGUUCUCUCACUGAGUAUUAUGCAAUAUUUGGCACUCGUUUUUAUGUAUUUGGCACAUUCCAUGAAUAGACUGACUGUAUUAAAACAUUUUUCUUCUUUAUUUGACAAA
Danio aesculapii is the source of this 5103-nucleotide messenger RNA. It is a transcript of the gene clec11a, whose product is annotated as C-type lectin domain containing 11A. Lineage: Eukaryota; Metazoa; Chordata; Actinopteri; Cypriniformes; Danionidae. The transcript has 4 exons. The record is from RefSeq and is a predicted model, not a curated record. The coding region runs from base 245 to 1066 and encodes 273 amino acids.